AUGAUGCACCAGUCUGGAUUCCCAAAGUACUUUUGGGUGCACGCACUAGAAAAUGCUGUGUAUGUAAAGAUCAGGGUGUAUUGCAAGGGUGCAGGAUGCACGCCUUAUGAAACCGUCUUUGGGUCAAAACCGGACAUCCAUCACGUGAGAUCGUUUGGUUCAUUAACCUACUGCCAUGUCCCAGUGUCGAAGAAGAGAAAAUUAAAUAUGAACUGCAGAAUGGGUUUUCUGCUAGGCUACCGAGAGGAUGUUGUCGGUUGUCACGUGUAUUUCCCGACGGAACACAAGAAAGGCUUCGUAUCGGACGUGAAGAUCAAUAAAUUAGUCAAAUACAAGGAUCGCUAUGAGAGCUCAUACCCCACAAAGGUCAAGAAAUGGCUGCAUACCGCUUCCCAACUAGCCGAAUAUUACAUUGAAUCAGAGCAGCGCGUAUGCAGUAAUGUUGAGAUGGUCUCGGCUAAAAGCAGCCUAGAUGAGGCUGAUCGAAAUGUAUGGAAUGAUAUGGUAUCGUACAGCGAAGCAGUAAACGACAGCGAAGUGAAUGAGAGAUAUGACGAGAAAUUAACGAGUAUCGAUCGACGUACAUGGGACGACAUACUGCAAAAUAGCCUUCUACCCGAUUACGAAUCGUCUAGUGAAGUACAAGAAGGAGAAACUGCCAUAUCGGAUGUCGAUCAAGAGAAGGAGUUUUCGGUCCAAGUUGCAGAAAGUCUCAGCACAGAAAAUGAACAUGACUCCGAAGACGAUGAAGGAUCUAGGUGUGGAGAAGAUGAUGUCGCAUAUUCAGACAUAGACAACGCAGAGAGUGAUGAAUACGCUGAAGACGAGGUGGCGAAGUCUAGCAUCGCAGAGCAUGAUGGUGACGAAAACGAUGGAGUUGCUAUCGCACGGGCUGACACUAACGAAUUUGACAGCGACGAAGGUGAUUUAGAUGACAUAUUGGAUCGUCACAUUAUCGAAUACGACAUCGGAGAUAGUAAACUUGAUUACGAUUGUAAUGUGGCGGAUAUCGAGUCAGUGGGUCACGUUACGGAUCUGGUCUCAGUCGACGACGCUGGAUAUGAAUCCGGUACAGAUGCAAACAAGUGGGACUAUCUCUUCGACCCAAAUGAUGAACGUGAAGCUUACGACGAUCAAGUUACCGAGCGACAAUUGACAAUCCCAUCAAACUAA
Messenger RNA from Peronospora farinosa, 1173 nucleotides. The record is from the annotation of a GenBank genome assembly. NCBI's taxonomy places the organism in Eukaryota, Oomycota, Peronosporomycetes, Peronosporales, Peronosporaceae.